Molecule: messenger RNA, 613 nt
Organism: Marmota flaviventris (yellow-bellied marmot)
Lineage: Eukaryota; Metazoa; Chordata; Mammalia; Rodentia; Sciuridae
Source: RefSeq, a predicted model, not a curated record
AUCUCAGUGACCUUUGAGGAUGUGGCUGUGAACUUCACCCAGGAGGAGUGGGCUUUGCUGGAUCCUUCCCAGAAGAAUAUUUACAGAGAUGUGAUGCUGGAAGUCCUCAGAAACCUGGCUUCUAUAGGAAACAAAUGGGAAGACAAGAUCACUGAAGUUCAGAUUGAAAACUCUGGGAUCAAUGUAAGGCAGAUCACAUCUCACUCUGGACACAAAUACUACAAGCAUGAGAAAUAUGAAGAGAAGCCAUGUGAAUUGAAACAAUAUAGGAAAUCUCUGGUUUCUCUCAAAAGUGUUCACACACAAAUGUUAAUACAAACUGGAGAUGGACCUUAUGAAAGUACAGUAUGUGGGAAAGUCAUCAGUUGUUCCAAUGACAUUGAAAGACAUGAAGAAACUCAUACUGGGGGGCAACCCGAUGAAUGUCAACAAUGUGGUGAAGCCUCUUCUUAUCCCUCCAGUGUUCAAAGACACAUGAUAACACACAGUGGAGAUAAACAUUUUCAAUGGGACAUAUGUGGGAAAGCCAUUCAUUUCUCCUCUUUAUUUAGAAGACAUGAAGGAACUCAUUCUGGAGAGAAACUCCAUGAAUGUAAACAAGGUGUUCGGACCU